Messenger RNA from Microdochium trichocladiopsis, 1815 nucleotides. RefSeq names its product Ppx/GppA phosphatase family-domain-containing protein. Bases 1 to 1815 code for a protein of 604 amino acids. The transcript is spliced from 2 exons. Gene Ontology annotation, biological process: regulation of transcription by RNA polymerase II. Lineage: Eukaryota; Fungi; Ascomycota; Sordariomycetes; Xylariales; Microdochiaceae. The record is from RefSeq and is a predicted model, not a curated record.
AUGGGGUUCCAACUGGUCGAGCCAUUCUCCCUCUCGCCGCCAUCUGCCAUUCCCAUCCUCCAGACGUCGACUCAGGCUAAUGACGAGACCAAUCCUAACCUCCAAGGUGUAGUUGAUAUGGGAAGUAAUGGCAUCCGCUUCUCUGUCACUGAUAUGUCCCCGGAACGUGCCCGUAUCCUUCCCACCGUCCACGUCUACCGGGUAGAUAUUUCGCUCUACGAUGCACAGUUUGACCCAGACACAGGGAAAAGGAUCCCCAUUCCUGCGCAUGUGAUUCAAAACGUCGUUGCCGCCCUCGUCCGGUUCCAAAUUGUCUGUGUGGACCUUAGGGUUCCAAAGGAAAAUAUUCACAUCGUCGCCACUGAGGCCACGCGCGGCGCCAUCAACUCGGCCGAGUUCAUCGAUGCAAUCAAGUCAGGGACGGGGUUGCAGGUCGAGCUUCUGAAGAAGGAAGACGAAGGCCGCAUCGGCGCUCUUGGUGUCGCCAGCGGCUUCUCCCACGUGCAAGGGCUUCUGAUGGAUCUCGGUGGUGGCAGCACGCAGAUCACCUGGAUGAUAUACCAAGGUGGUACUGUACGCAUCAGCGAGAAGGGUUCCUUCAGCUUUCCUUACGGCGCCGCGGCGCUGAGCAGGAGGCUCGACGAGAUCACCAAGGGCAAAUCAAAAAAGGAUGCCGACGAGGCUGUUGCAGGACUGCGCAAAGAGAUAGUGAGUAACCUGGCCGAUGCGUAUGAGAAGCUCAAGGUGCCGUCCAGCUUGAUCGACAUUGCGAGGGAGGAGGGCGGAUUUCCGUUGUACCUCUCCGGGGGCGGUUUUCGGGGCUGGGGCUAUCUCCUCCUAUAUAUGGAGCAGACUCACGGCCAACCCCACCCGAUAUCGAUCAUCAAUGGCUACACUGUCGGGAAAAGCAGAUUCGAGGAUACCAAAGCCUUGAAGGAGAUUGCCAAGACUGCCAAUAGCAUCUUCCGCGUCUCUGACAGGCGGCGCAAGCAAGUUCCGGCCGUGGCGUUCCUGGUGAACGCAUUGGCGGAAGCCAUCCCCUACGGCAUCCAGAAAGCCCACUUCUGCCAGGGCGGGGUGCGGGAGGGAGUGCUUUUCAAGAUGCUGGGGCCAAGCAUCCGGCUUCAGGACCCCUUGGAGGUUGCCACUGGACUUGUGGCACCGCCGUCAGCGCUGGAAAUAUGCCGGCUUCUACAGUCAUCCGUGCCCCUACCGUCGCCGGGCCGCUCGCGCCGUUUCCCAGAGACCAUCUCCUCGCACGUCAUCCAAGCAUUCGCCAACACCCUAUAUGUCCAUGGAGUCAUGGACAAGGAGCUCGCUUCCACCUCGGCCUUGUAUAGCACAAGCACGGCACUGCUUUCGUCCACGCGCGGAGUCUCUCACGAGGACAGGGCACGACUGGCGCUCAUGCUUGAAUCCAGGUACAUGGGGGAGCUUCCCCCACGCGAGGUCCUUUUCAAGGAACUUCUUCGCCAGCUCAUCACGCCUGAGGAGGUAUGGUGGGCGGCAUAUCUGGGACGCAUUGGGUAUCUGAUUAGCCGGUUGUAUCCCUCUGGCAAGAUUCCCGAGGAGGAGCCGAGAGUUGUGCUAUCGGCAAAUUGGGUCUGGAAUAUGGGCUCUGCUGGCAACAAAGAGGGCGUGCGGUUGACCAUUUCAGUUCAAAAGGUCGAGUCCGAUCCCGCACAGCUCGCUCAGGCACUGCGAGACCAUGUGCGCCUGAUAGAGAAAGUAGGGAAAAGGAAGAACUGGAUUGGAGGAGAGAACGGUUGGGGCAUGAAGGUCCAGGUCGAAGUAGUAGAGGAAGACCUUGGAUAG